This is a messenger RNA of Oncorhynchus mykiss (rainbow trout), 4464 nucleotides long. RefSeq names its product leucine-rich repeat and fibronectin type-III domain-containing protein 5. Gene Ontology annotation, molecular function: protein binding. NCBI's taxonomy places the organism in Eukaryota, Metazoa, Chordata, Actinopteri, Salmoniformes, Salmonidae. The record is from RefSeq and is a predicted model, not a curated record.
ACAAUGGGGAAGAUGGGUGACACCUGGAGGGGGGUGGAGACAAUCACAAAGACAGGUGAAACAGAUCAGGGUGUGACACCUGUUGUAUGAUUGUUUUGUUCUGUUUUGUCCGAACCCCAGGAAGAGUAGCCACAGAUAGAACGAAAAGCCAGAUAUUUUACCAGAUGUAUAUAUGUGAAGCAUCCGGUUGGCGUUUCCACUCACUACCAAAUAUGGUGAUGAGAGGAAGCCCAGUGGCAGGCAUUGUGAGAAGAUUGUGAGAAGAUGGAGCAAGAUGGAUUUUGGUCGACAUUCUGCUAAUUUUCUCAUCAAUGAAACAUUCGAUCUCCAUACAGUUUUUUUCUGUUUCCAAAACGAGAAUCUAUAACGAACAAAGCAGACCCUGCUUUGUAGACUUUACCCUUUGCCAAAGUUUUUAAAAAUUGCGUUGUUCAGGAGUGCAAGAGGGAAUUGAGUUACUGCACACGUGCAUUUCACAGAGUAGGCGUUCCCUAAUGGAAAUAUGCAAAUAAAUGCUGGAACAUGACAAUAGGAUCUCACUAGCUCAUGCUUGACUCUGCCCAUCUCCUUGCUUGUUCUGCCCACUGAUUAAUUUGUUCCCAUUGGAAACCACAGGCUCUGGUCUGUCUUGGGUUAGUUAGAAGUAUCUUUGGAGUAGCUCUGGAAAAAGUAACUAAUGGAAAUCCAAAUAAACAUAUCAAAUUCUCUCUCUUGUUUCUACUUCAUUAUUUUUGUGUGGGUGUAUAUGAUGGCUUUGUUUUGUGAUUUGAUUGUACCCCAGGUUCCAGGAAGAGUAGCUGUAUCCAAAUAAACAAAAAAAUAUUUUCUCUCCAGUCUCUACUUCGGCGUAUGCUCCCAUCCUGUCAGUGGAUAAAAAGGACCUUGGAUCAGUCUGGUGCAACUUCAUCCAAUUGCAUGUUAUUAAAAUACUUUCUCUCUCCUAUUUGGGGGGAAAUUACCUUAGAUCAGUGUCUUGGGGUUAUCUCCAUUCAACAUGUAGGAUAUUAAAAUGCUUUCUCUUUCUUAUCUGUCCAGGUGUGUUAGCCUAACUGCAAAUCCUGAUGGAGACCCUGUUAGUUUACCUGAUGGUACUUGGCAUGGCUGUAAAAGCCCACAAGGUCCAGGUGUGCCCAAAACGCUGUAUCUGCCAGAUGCUUAACCCCAACCUAGCAACCCUCUGUGACAAGAAGGGCCUCCUCUUCGUCCCGCCCGACAUCGACCGUCACACCGUGGAGAUGCGUCUGGGCGACAACUUCGUUACGAGCAUCAAACGACGGGACUUCGCCAACAUGACCAAACUGCAAGACAUGACGUUGUCUCGGAACACCAUUGGCUCCAUCUCGCCUCACGCCUUUAAAGAUCUGGAGAACCUCAGAGCCUUGCAUCUGGACAGCAACCGUCUGACGAGGCUCACCAACGACACCUUCAGUGGGAUGUCCAAGCUCCAACAUCUCAUUCUCAACAACAAUCAACUGAUUCAUAUCCACAUCGGGGCCUUCAAUGAUCUCACAGCUCUAGAGGAGUUAGAUCUGUCCUACAACAACUUAGAAAGCGCCCCCUGGGUGGCCAUCCAGAGAAUGACCAGCCUCCACACCCUGGGCUUGGACCACAACAUGCUUAGUUACAUUCCUGAGGGAACCUUCUCUGGCCUGCAGAAGCUCAAACGCCUUGACGUCACAUCCAACAAGCUCCAGAAGCUUCCGCCAGACCCAGUGUUCCAACGGGCCGGCGUCUUGGCCACAUCAGGGAGCUUGGGUCCGACGUCAUUUGCGUUGAGUUUUGGGGGGAACCCACUGAGGUGUAACUGUGAGCUGCUGUGGCUGAGGAGGCUGAGGAGGGAGGAUGAUCUGGAGACAUGUGCGGCUCCGCAGCACCUGGCUGGGCGAUACUUCUGGACCGUGUCUGAAGAAGAGUUCCUCUGUGAGCCCCCUCUUAUCACCAGACACUCCCAGGAGCUGCGAGCGUUGGAGGGUCAGAGUGUAGCUCUGCGCUGUAAGGCCAGGGGCGACCCAGACCCCAUCAUCCACUGGAUCGCCCCAGACGGCCGGCUCAUGUCCAACUCCUCCCGGGCUGCGGUGCACAGUGAUGGGACCCUGGACAUUCUUAUCAGCACUGUGAAGGACUCAGGCUCCUUCAUCUGUGUUGCCUCCAACCCGGCCGGGGAGUCCCAACAAACUGUUGACCUGGUGAUCGCCAAACUCCCACACAUCACCAACAGUACUGUGGAGAAGGAACAGGACCCAGGUUCUUCUGAUAUUGCCACGGUAACGAGGAUGGGUGGUGGUGGGGAAGGCGGAGGAGUGGUUCCACUGGGAAACACAAAGACGAGCCAGGAGAAGAAGGUGGUGAUUGCUGAGGCCACGUCUACCUCGGCCCUGGUCAGGUUCAGCUUCCAAAGAAGUAUACCGGGCAUCCGAAUGUUCCAGAUCCAAUACAACGGAACCUACGAUGACUCUCUGGUUUACAGAAUGAUCCCUCCGAGCAGUAAGAGUAUCCUGGUGAACAACCUGGCUGCCGGUACACAGUACGACCUGUGUGUGCUGGCCAUCUACGACGACCUGGUGACCUCCCUGACCGCCACGCGGGUGGUGGGGUGCAUCCGCUUCACCACCGAUCCCCAGUACCUCCGCUGCCACUUCAUGCAGUCCCAGUUCCUGGGAGGGACCAUCGUGGUCAUCAUCGGAGGGAUCAUCGUGGCGUCCGUCUUAUCCUUCAUCGUCUUCCUCAUAGUGAGGUACCGAGUCUGUAACCAAGGCGAUGAGGAUAAGGCUUUGGAAAUGGGUGAGAUCCGGUCUCUGAGCAGUGAUGGUCAGCUCCAGGGCUGCGGCGUCCCCAAGUCCAUGUCCAAGUCUCUGUCCAAGCAGAUUCUCUGUCUGGAGAAACCAGAGAAGGUGGAUGAGUAUCUGAGGGUGGGCAUUCCUCCCCCUGAGCUGUUCAAGCAGCAGCGAUCCCCAGUCCUGACCACCACCACAUCCACCAAGCCAUCCAUUCCCGACUGCCAGACAGAUGUGGAGUUAGAGAACACAAACCGGAAUAACUCAGCGGAAGCUAAAAUGGUUGUUUCCGCCGUUUCCACAAAAUGGACAAAGGUCGCUAGAGGGCCAAGCCCCCCUGGAGGGUCCUCCCACCAUUACAUGACAGUGCCAGCAGGGGGCGUGAGGGUGAACAGGCGGCACUCUCUGAACAUGGACUCGUACAAGGAGUGCUGCUACUUCAGCCUGGUACAGCAGCAGCAGCCAAAGCCUGGUAGGGGUUUGCGCUCCAAACACAGUCUGUCCACGAGUGGAGAACUGCCCCAGUUGGAAAGUGCAAUGGCAAACAUACACAGAAGCAGAGACAAGCUGUACGGAUCCGAGUGGCUUCUCGAAAGCACUCUAUGAUCAGGAUUUUACAGGUUUAUAGGGUUUUUGUUUUCUUGGAUUGGAUUUGUGGCCUGUGGUGGAGCAGACAGUGACUUUAUACCUUGUUCAGACUGUUACUGCAGUCUUUAGUCUGCAAGACCCACAGAUUCCUCUUGUAUUUCUGAAGACAAGGAGGCCAAACAGGGUUUUAAAGGACAAAUGUUUAACAUUUGAUUAUCGACCUUAAAGCAAAUAUCUUCUCAAAGUCAUCUUUAUAUUGACUUUGGAUAAAACUGAAGGCACCAAAAAAUGUAUAAAGCAACUUCAUGUACAAAAUUGUUGAGUUGUGUAACAUGUUAUGCGAUACACCCGUAAGUGUUCGCAUGGUUUUGAAUGCAGAUGGAAGUCUAGCAUUAUUUAGAGAGAGAGGUAGAGAAAGGGAUGGACGAUUAUACUUGUUAUAACAUUGCCUGUAAUGUAAAGUGAUUACAAUCACUGUGUAGACUAUGAAUGGACAUAUUUCUUGUCAUCAGUUUUCCAGACGGUUGAAGACAUGUCUUAAUUAACUCGGUGGCAUUUGGAGGGAUUGCGAAUGUGCAGAACACCCCAGACAGAAGUGUAGAACAGAAUGUAACCAGGCUGUGUGUGACAUAGCACCCUAUUCCCUAUAGUGCACUCUGGUCAAAAGUAAUGCACUAUAUAGGGAAUAUGGUGCCAUUUAGUCUGGUGACAGAGCUGGAUAUUUUUCAUCAAGCUGCACCAGACACGCAGUACAAUGCAGCAUUCACGUUACCCGGCGGCAUCGAUUGAGCUUAAUACUGCCCUCUUGUUUGAAUCAGUACAUUUUAUCACAUAAUUACACAUAGGAUUAUUGUCACAGCUGAUAUGAUACUUCAAACAAAGACAUGAUGACUAGAGUGAUAAAGGAUGUGUGGUCCAUUUUCAUGUUUUUUACAAUUAUUAAAACAUUGUUUGUCAUGUCAGGCUAAGAAUCGUUGUAAAUUGACUUGUCGGUGAAGAGGAAACGAAAGCCAAAAAACAGUAUAUGAGAAGUCGGCUCUUGAUUUAACUGUUGUUUCUGUUUGAUGUUUACCAGUAUAAAUAAACCAAUGAGAAAAAGGAA